This is a messenger RNA of Tarenaya hassleriana, 1632 nucleotides long. Its product is annotated as E3 ubiquitin-protein ligase PRT1-like. The record is from RefSeq and is a predicted model, not a curated record. Bases 115 to 1404 code for a protein of 429 amino acids. The transcript is spliced from 9 exons. Gene Ontology annotation, biological process: proteasome-mediated ubiquitin-dependent protein catabolic process. NCBI's taxonomy places the organism in Eukaryota, Viridiplantae, Streptophyta, Magnoliopsida, Brassicales, Cleomaceae. Gene Ontology annotation, molecular function: ubiquitin protein ligase activity; zinc ion binding.
ACCAUUUCAUCCUCCACAGCUCACAAUCUCUCUCUCUCUCUCUCUCUCUCUCUCUCUCUCUGCGUUUCUUCUGGGAUUCGGUUCCAUUGGUUGAUCCCAACCCUUUCGUUGGCCAUGGACUAUCGGACGUUGAAGGACGAUGAGACGGAGGAAGAAAUCUCGGAUUCGUUUCUGUGCUGCGUCUGCCUGGAACUUCUUUACAAACCAAUUGUGCUAUCAUGUGGUCAUCUAUCAUGUUUUUGGUGUGUUCACAAGUCCAUGAAUGGUCUACGCGAGUCCCAUUGCCCCAUCUGUAGAGACCCUUAUCUCCACUUUCCAUCUGUCUGCCAAAAGCUUCAUUUUUUGCUGAAGAAGCUAUACCCUCUUGCUUACAGGAAGAGAGAGGAACAGAUUCUAAAGGAAGAAUGGGAGCAAGGUUGUUUUUCUCCACAGAUUGAUGCUGUCUUGAAUGAGCCAAAAACUGCUGCAGAAUCGGGUUGUAAUGGAACUUCCGUAAAUAUAUCUGGUGGAGGACAAAAGGAGGAAGAAUGCCCCAGUGAUGUGAAGACGCUUACUAGUUCUCCAGAUAAAGGUGACAGUCCAUGCAUCACCAACAAUGGAGAAUCCAAAGCUGCAGAAACUGCUGAUGAGGAUGAUUUGUCUAGGACCAAAAAAGACCGUAAAGAGAUUUCGAAAGAUGAUUUGCUCUGUUCUGCAUGUAUGAAGCUGCUCGUCCGACCUGUAGUUCUCAACUGUGGCCAUGUAUACUGCAAAGCAUGCAUCAUGAAUCCAAUAGAAGAAAACGAGAAGAUUAGGUGUCAAGAAUGCCAAGCUCUGGACCCAAGGGGAUUUCCGAAAGUAUGUCUGGUUCUUGAGCAUUUCUUGAAGGAAAUAGCACCCGAGGAAUAUACUUCUCGGAGCAAUGACACUGAGAGAAAGCAAAUCCAGAAUAAUACGAGGAGUUCUCAAACUUCCCAUAAAGGAGGUCCAUCUUUACCAUCUACGAAUGAUCUUCUCUGGUGGGCGAACCCUGGAUCGAACGUUCACAUAGGAGCCGGUUGUGAUUCUUGCGGAAUAUAUCCCAUAGUGGGGGACCGGUAUAGAUGCAAAGACUGCAAGGAAGAAAUCGGGUAUGACCUCUGCAGCGAGUGCUACAACACUCGUUCCAAGCUCCCGGGGAGGUUCAAUCAGCAACACACCCCGGACCACCGGCUCGAGCGUGUGGACGUCCCUCAGCUACGUUUCGUGACACGACUCCUCGAAGACGGGACCAAUUCCAUCGUUUUCCUACCAGAAUCUCCCACGGGAGACGGCGGGAACAUCUCUGGACCUGGUUCCGACGACGACGAAGACAGAGCCGCCCCGAAUCAGAACGAGGACGAAGAGUCCAGUGACCGGACUUAUCCACGAUCAAGCUCUAUCUGAAACCGACAAAACCCAUGUCCAAAGAGGGCUAAAACUUGUGGCUUUAGGACAAAUUUAUCAUUUUUCAGUCAUAAAUUGGAAUCAUCAAAGUAUGGUGACGGGAAAAGAGAAGUCAACCUCGGUGAUGAAGGCAGAGAGAGUGAGUUAGUUCAAUGGAAAGCCUCUUCCUGACUAUUUGGAAUAUGCUAUCACUGUCUAAAGCUUAAUGUGAUUUUCUUUGUUGCUCGA